CCAGCACUCAGCAAUAAUUACAAACACCGAAGAGUUGAGUGCUCCAAUAAUACCAUGGAAGCUCAAGCAUGCUUCAUGUUUAUUACCUUGUUUUUCUUUUGGGUAUUGCAUUGGCUUGCAAAGUAUUAUUACAAACCAAAAACCACCCUUUCUCACAAACUACCCCCGGGACCAAAGAAGCUACCUCUGAUAGGGAACCUGCAUCAACUAGCAAUGGCUGGUUCACUUCCACAUCGUACUCUCCGAGACCUUGCCCUUAAAUAUGGACCUCUCAUGCAUCUCCAACUUGGUGAAAUUUCUUCAGUGGUUGUAUCCUCCCCCAACAUGGCCAAGGAGAUAAUGAAAACCCAUGAUCUUGCUUUUGUGCAGAGGCCACAAUUUCUUCCUGCUCAAAUUUUGACCUAUGGUCAAAGUGAUAUUGCUUUUGCUCCAUAUGGCGAUUACUGGAGACAAAUGAAGAAAAUAUGUGUGUCGGAGCUUCUAAGUGCCAAGAGAGUUCAGUCUUUCUCUGAUAUUAGAGAAGACGAGACAGCCAAAUUUAUAGAAUCAGUUCGAACAUCAGAAGGUUCACCAGUCAAUCUUACCAAUAAAAUUUACUCCUUGGUAAGUUCUGCUAUUUCCAGGGUAGCAUUUGGUAACAAAUGUAAGGACCAAGAAGAGUUCGUGUCUUUGGUUAAAGAAUUGGUAGUAGUGGGGGCAGGAUUUGAACUUGACGAUUUGUUUCCUUCGAUGAAACUUCAUCUCAUAAAUGGAAGGAAGGCCAAAUUGGAGAAGAUGCAAGAGCAGGUUGACAAGAUCGUGGAUAACAUUCUCAAAGAGCAUCAAGAAAAGCGUGAAAGGGCACGACGAGAAGGCAGGGUUGACCUAGAGGAGGAGGAUCUUGUUGAUGUUCUUUUGAGAAUCCAACAAAGUGACAAUCUCGAGAUCAAAAUUACGACCACAAACAUCAAAGCUAUAAUAUUAGACGUAUUUACUGCUGGAACGGAUACUUCAGCAUCAACACUUGAAUGGGCUAUGGCAGAAAUGAUGAGAAACCCAAGAGUGAGGGAGAAAGCACAGGCUGAAGUAAGACAAGCAUUUAGGGAAUUGAAAAUAAUCAAUGAAACAGAUGUAGAGGAACUUAUAUACUUAAAGUUGGUGAUCAAAGAGACAUUAAGGUUACACACUCCUUCUCCUUUAUUGCUCCCUAGAGAAUGCUCUAAGCGAACCAUCAUUGAUGGAUAUGAAAUACCUGUCAAGACUAAAGUCAUGAUAAAUGCGUGGGCGAUUGCAAGAGAUCCCCAAUAUUGGACUGAUGCUGAGAGGUUUGUCCCAGAGAGGUUUGAUGGUAGCUCUAUCGAUUUCAAAGGAAAUAACUUUGAGUAUCUUCCUUUUGGAGCAGGAAGGAGAAUGUGCCCAGGAAUGACACUUGGUUUAGCCAACAUUAUGCUUCCACUCGCUCUAUUACUCUAUCACUUCAAUUGGGAACUCCCAAAUGAGAUGAAACCUGAGUAUAUGGAUAUGGUUGAAAACUUCGGAUUGACAGUUGGAAGGAAAAAUGAGUUGUGUUUGAUUCCCAUUGUUAAUGAUCUUUGACACUGCACGAUUGAUAUGGUUGGAGGAAUCAAGUUUCUUGGACUCCACUAACCUAUUUUUACAUUCAGCCUUCGAUUAUCCUUCACUACUAUUUCCUUUUUCUUAUACUUGGUUUGAAGAGAUUUUAGGAGCUAUUCUAGCACAAUGCAAAUAUAAUAUAAAUAUUUAUAUUAUAAAUAAAUUGUAGUUCCUGAUAAUAUAGUAAUGCAUUAAUAGU
This is a messenger RNA of Glycine soja, 1792 nucleotides long. Its product is annotated as cytochrome P450 71D8-like. The transcript is spliced from 2 exons. Bases 55 to 1575 code for a protein of 506 amino acids. Gene Ontology annotation, molecular function: oxidoreductase activity, acting on paired donors, with incorporation or reduction of molecular oxygen; iron ion binding; heme binding. The record is from RefSeq and is a predicted model, not a curated record. Lineage: Eukaryota; Viridiplantae; Streptophyta; Magnoliopsida; Fabales; Fabaceae.